Limulus polyphemus (Atlantic horseshoe crab) is the source of this 1218-nucleotide messenger RNA. RefSeq names its product metabotropic glutamate receptor 3-like. Gene Ontology annotation, molecular function: group II metabotropic glutamate receptor activity. Gene Ontology annotation, cellular component: membrane. The coding region runs from base 139 to 1218 and encodes 359 amino acids. NCBI's taxonomy places the organism in Eukaryota, Metazoa, Arthropoda, Merostomata, Xiphosura, Limulidae. The transcript is spliced from 2 exons. Gene Ontology annotation, biological process: regulation of synaptic transmission, glutamatergic; G protein-coupled glutamate receptor signaling pathway. The record is from RefSeq and is a predicted model, not a curated record.
AAAGUGCGCGAGAUUCCCAAGAUAGUGACGGUUUAGUUGACACAGUGACCUGUAGUCAGACAAGAGCAUUAGGACAAGGUCUAGGUCGUCUGCUGCUCAGCUUUAGGUACCUCAUAAAACAAAAAGAACAAUGCCACAAUGGUGAAUUUGCUAAGCCUUAACAGUCUUUGGAAAAAAGUGAUUUUCUUGAUUCUUCAAUUUGCUGGAACCCUUCAAUCAACCAUGAGCGAAUUUUUUCCAACAACAGAGGAUAACGUGGUUAAUUGGACAAUAUAUAAUAAACAUUUCCAGCCUUGUGAUGAUCUUGAAUGUCUGGAAACAAAUAUCGAUCGUACCUCCAGCUUGUGGUAUCGGGAUGAAAAAUGGGCAGUCCCACUUUUAGUGGUAUCUUCAGUAAACAUCUUAUUUAUAGGGUGUUUUGAGGUAUUUGUACUGUGCAAGGCUAAAGGAACAAACCCUAGCCGGAGGCAUCUUGUUCUGGGACAACUUCUUCUGUUCGGGCUUCUUCUUUCUUCUACACUCGGAUAUGUCUUUGCUGCUGGUCCAACUUGGUUUACUUGUGGCGUGAUCCGUCUCGGAUUAGGCCUAACUUACACCUUGGUAUUUGGAACUCUGCUGGUGAAAACAGUUUUCCUGCACAGCCUCCAUACCGGAAUUUACUUACCAGCUUUGUAUCAGGCCCUUUUACUCUUCUUCGUCCUUCUUGUUCAACUGGCCAUAGGAAUCCAGUGGUUGGUGCAGAGACCUCCUGCAGUGAUUGUCGAUCAGGCCGGGGCGACCACUUGCAGCACAAAUAUUAUCAAUAUGUUGCUUACGCUUGUUUACAACGCCCUCCUGAUUCUUUGCGUCGCUGUUCUUGCUAUUAAAUCCAAACAAAACCCCGAGAAUUACCGAGAAUCAAAGUUUAUUGGUAUUGCCACAGGCCUGUCGAUGUUACUCUGGGUAGUCUGGAUACUGGUGGCUCUGUCAACUCGUUCACCCGACCACGAUGCUGCCAUGGGGUUUGGUGUGGUUUUCAACGCCAUGAUCAUCUUUUUGGUGGUGUUUGUGCCCAAAGGUCGCCAACUAGCUGCCCUAGGAAACGACUGGCCAGAUGUUGAGGAGAAAGGAGUAUUAUCCACUCCCAGCCCAUCGUACUGCAGCCCUUCGUUUCUGCACAUCAAACCUCCCGUGAUGCCCUGGAGCCAGAACUUGAAGCCACCAAAUAAAGGUGAGUAA